Molecule: messenger RNA, 1221 nt
Organism: Colletotrichum scovillei
Lineage: Eukaryota; Fungi; Ascomycota; Sordariomycetes; Glomerellales; Glomerellaceae
Product: RNA polymerase I specific transcription initiation factor
Exons: 5
Coding region: 1-1221 (406 amino acids)
Source: RefSeq, a predicted model, not a curated record
AUGACGGCAAACGAGGAAUCGUGGGACCUCGACACCGAUGAGAUUCGCUCCGUCGACUCUGAAGAGCUUUAUGAGACCAGACCCAACCGCUGGAAGGGCAACAAGGCGACAUGGAACACCUACACGCAGGAGGAGCGACUCCUCCACCGCUCGAUGGAGCAAGUUCGGAAUCGCGACUUAUCGGUGCACCUGUACAACGCAUUCGCGCUCCGAAAUCGUGCAGUGCGCCCCAGCGCCGCGGGAGAGUCCGAAAUCGUCGACAGCGGCGAGUGGCGCCCGCCGAAUCUCUGGACGGCGUGGCCCAUGAACUCGCGCAUCGUGCCCGGCGACGACUUUCUAAAGGAAACUCACGACGAGGACGACGACUUCACCACGCGCUCCAGGAAGGAACAGCUCCCCAGCACAGCGUUAGAAGAGGAAUUGACGGCUACGAUUGUACGCCAGGCGAAAGAGCGGUUUCUUCGCCGGCAGCGCAGGGCUCGAGAGCGAGAGGAGGCUGCGAGGACGCGGGACGACUCUGCCAACGAGAAGACGGCGGCGUCUUCCCGCAGUAAGACGUACGAACCAGUCGUCUCCGCCAACGACGACCUCUCCGCCGACCUCCUCCGCCCUUCGGUCCGUCACAUUCUAUCUACCUUAGACAACACCCUCACGGCUCUCCACAACGCCCGCCUCGCGGGCCUGAGCUACAUGACCGACUCGUCCGCCUCGGCGACCGACGUGGAGGACAACAACGCCUCGGACGCAGCUAGCGGUCGGCCGCGGAGUAAGGCGCCCAGAACCCCGGAGCCGGAGUGGACGAGGGCGCUCGAGAGGAGGGGACGGCCGAAGAAGGUGGCGGUCCCGCUGCCCGGGGAGACGGAGAAGGAGAUGAAGAUUCGGAUUGCGAGGGCAUCGAAGAAGAGGAUCCCGUUCUCGUCGGACGAGGAGGAUGCUGCUGCUGCUGAGACGGAAGGGGAGGAGGAUGCCGUUGUGAAGAAGGAUGGAGAGGGAUCGGGGGCGGAGACGUCGAGGUCGAGGUCGCCGAGGAAGAGGCGUGAUUUGACGGCCGAGGCGAGGGCCGAGGCGAAGGUCAAGGCGCGGGAGACGAUGCUUGGGAACUGGGGCCUGCGAGACUGGAGCGACGUCAUUGGCGCGGCGUCGCUUUCUGGGUUCAAGCCUGAUGUUGUCGCGAGGGCGGCGCAGCGCACGGCGUUUCGGGGCGUCUUCUCGACAGAAUAG